Messenger RNA from Macrosteles quadrilineatus (aster leafhopper), 810 nucleotides. RefSeq lists its product as uncharacterized. The transcript has 6 exons. The record is from RefSeq and is a predicted model, not a curated record. Bases 120 to 716 code for a protein of 198 amino acids. Lineage: Eukaryota; Metazoa; Arthropoda; Insecta; Hemiptera; Cicadellidae.
UUCAUUCUCUCUUCCAAACGUUGACUUAUUUUACUACGUGACAUUUAUGUUAGGUACAUUAUCCUUCAAUACGGUAUAGUACUACUACUGAAGUACUUUAUUCAGUUACUAGGCCAACCAUGAGGACCAUAAUCGUCGUGCUAGUAGCUAUGGGUGUCACCAACACUGCAGCUCUAAGUCAAUGCUCCAAAUACCCAGACAUUCCUAAACUUCUAGCAAAAAUUGGGGAUUGUUACAAAGAUGGGAAACCUCCAGUAAAUCUUGUGGGUUACAACAAAGAGGUUACUCUAAACUACAUAUCUAAGGACAUUCUGCCAGGAAAUGUAUCUUGUGUAAAAGGUAGUCAACAACCAGGAAAAGGCUUAGUGGAUUUCUUUUUAUCUGAUGGAAGUCAAGCACAUGUUACCUACAAACAGCAAGUAGAUGGAAACAAAAUCGUAGAAUUCGAUUCAAGCAAUAUACAAUACGAUAUUUUCCCCAUCCGCAAUGAAUUCUGUUACUCAUACUACAGAUGCAUUGUUUCUGAAGGAGUUGAAGGUACGGGUGAACCGAUGCUGGCAUUAUAUGUAAAAUGUGGUUACCAAAACAAUCCAUGGGCCAAAAAGGAAAUUGAUACAUUUUUGAGAUGUGCAGAAAAGUUAAACGUACAUAACAUAGUCCAAAUCACACCCUGUUACUGCGAAAGUGAUGAGGACUCAAGUUACUCAUCAAGUUAGUUAUUAACUUAUGUGGUUGACCUAGUUAUUCCUUUGAAUAAAAAUGAUUUUCUGUUGCAUAAAUACAUGAUUCAUACCACUUGGUGCUUACUAC